Phyllopteryx taeniolatus (common seadragon) is the source of this 11427-nucleotide messenger RNA. RefSeq names its product piezo-type mechanosensitive ion channel component 2. The record is from RefSeq and is a predicted model, not a curated record. The transcript is spliced from 52 exons. The coding region runs from base 482 to 9235 and encodes 2917 amino acids. NCBI's taxonomy places the organism in Eukaryota, Metazoa, Chordata, Actinopteri, Syngnathiformes, Syngnathidae.
CCAGGCAGCGAGCAGAGGCUGUGGACCUCCGCAAAGUUAGCAAAAGUGUAACACACUUACACUUUGACACGGCUACAAAGACGCUUCGUUACACCCUGACAACUUGUUGCUUCUUUUCAGCAACAUUGUUUUUUGACUGUUUACCCACCUGAGUGGCGAACAUGACUUGAACGCAACCACCGCCCCCCCCCCAAAAAAAAGAAGAGUUUUUUUUUUUUUUUUUUUUUUCCCCCCCCCCGGGCUAUGAGCUGCCCGACGUGGAUGGUGGUGAUAAUGAAGCCGGGAAGUGGCCUCCUCUCGCCGCCUCGGACAAGCCGGCGCUCAGGUGUCUCGUCCGGCCUUAGCCGACUGAUGGGCAGGGGCGCACACUCGUGACAGGCGGGAUUUGAGACACUUUGUUUUUGGGAAGGGGAUGCGAGGGAGACUCUAAGGACCGAGAGUGAGAGAGAGAAAGAGAUUCUUGUCGCUGGCCGGAGGCGCCAUGGCCUCGGAAGUGGUGUGUGGGUUGGUCUUCAGGCUGCUGCUGCCCGCUUGCCUCGCAGCCGCUUGUCUCUUCAGGUACAACGUCCUCUCCUUCAUCUACCUCAUCUACCUCCUGCUUAUUCCCCUCUUCCCAGAGCCCACGUCUACCACCAUGCAGGGCCACACAGGUCGUCUGCUGCAGUCGCUGUGCUUCACCAGUAUGUCCUUCUUGCUGCUGCACAUCAUCUAUCAGAUUGCGGUCAACAGUCUCCUAGCCGGCAACUCAAUCAGCUCCGACUUCAACUGUUCUGCGUGGGAGAAAUCCAUCAGACAAAUUGGAUUUGAGAGCGUGAUCGGUGCGGACGCAGGAAACGGCAUCAGAGUGUUCAUACCGGACAUUGGCAUGUGCAUGGUGGGCGGGGCCAUCUGGUUUCUGUGUCGCAAUCUGGUCCAGAAGAGGCCACCCGAGGACAUGGCUCAGGACAACGCCCACUUCCAAGCAGAGGAACAAGAAGAAGAUGAAAAGCUGAGCCUGGAAGACCACAUCCUGCUGGAGGAGGACUCAGACGGAGGCUAUGAGGCAGAGGAAGACGAGGGUGAGGAACAGGAGGAGGAGGAGGAAGAGGAAGAAGCCAAGGAGAGCACCAAGAUGAAGAUAUUGCGGCUGGUGGCGGCGGUGGCGUCCAAAGUGAAGGAGGUCAUCGGGAAUCUUAUCACCAUGGCGGGGAAGGUUGUGGUGACCAUCUUGUUGGGGGCCACAGGGAUGAUGCUGCCCUCCCUCACCUCAUCCGUCUACUUCUUCAUCUUCCUGUUCCUGUGCACCUGGUGGUCCCUGCGCCGCACCUUCGACACACUGCUCUUCAGCUGCAUGUGCGUGCUAAUGGCCAUCUUCAGUGCCGGCCACCUGGUGGUCCUCUACCUCUACCAGUUCCAGUUCUUCCAGGAGUCUGUCGCGCCUGAAGAUGGCUACAUUAGGUACUUCGGCAUGACACCCAUCAUUCAGAGCGACUGCAGCCACACGUGGAAGCUGAUGGUGCACUCCAAGCGCAAGUGGCACCACUUUGUCAACCCUAUCAUGCUGCUGCUGCUCUACUACACGCUGGCCACUCUCAUACGCCUCUGGCUGCAGGAGCCCAUCGACCAGCUCACCGACGACAAGGAGGAAGACGUGUGCGAGGAAGACGAGCUGGUCGGAAACGGGACAAAUAACUCGGCCAACAGGAAGAGGCAGAUGUGGUGGGAGUCCCGGCAAGGCACGGACGAGAAAAAUCUGCUCUCCACCCAGGAUGCCAUCAGUACAACGGAGGUUGUGCUUGCCUCCAACGGAACAUCCUUCGACUUCACAGUGACUGAAAAUGGUCCGCGCUAUCUGGAUCUGUACGCCACCCCUCAGUACAAAGGCGACCAGUCCGUCGGUCAUUGUACAGAGAAGGAGGACGUGUGCGUGUACGAGGUGAGUCUUCCUCCGGAGGACGGAGAAUCGCCAUCGGGAGAGGAGAAGUCUGAGGGAAGCGGGGACGCCCUGAGGAAGCGCGGAGUGGGCGCCAUGGUCAAAGUCUUUCACUUCAUCAUGAAGCAGAGCUACAUUUGCGCGCUCAUCGCCAUGAUGGCGUGGAGCAUCACGUACAUCACGUGGUUCACCUUCGUCUUCCUCAUCUGGUCGUGCAUGCUGUGGAUGGUGCGCGACCGUCGGCGUUACGCCAUGCUUUCAUCACCGUUCAUGGUGGCCUACGGCAACCUCUUGAUCGUCCUGCAGUACUUCUUCAGCUUUGAGGACAUCACACAUGUGCCGGGACUCUCCGUGCCCAAGAAGAACCUCUUUCACUCCAUCUCCUCCAAGGUGUUGUGUUUGCUGAGCUUCUGGCUGCUGCUGAGGCAGACACUCACCGAGAGGUCAGAGAAGCAAAAGGAGGAGGAGGCGGGUCUUUUAGGCGUUAAGGUGGAGGACCAAAAGAUGAAAGAGAAAGAGGAGUCUGAGGCUGAGGAUGAGCAGGAUGUCAUGCAUGUGCUGGGCAACAUGGUGAUGGCCCUGUUGGUCAAGUAUUGGGUCUACAUCUGCGGCGGCAUGUUCUUCUUCGUCAGCUUCGAGGGGACUAUCGUCAUGUACAAGAUUAUCUACAUGAUGAUGUUCCUCUCCUGCGUGGCGCUCUACCAGGUGCACUACGAGUGGUGGCGAAAAAUCCUGAAGUACUUCUGGAUGUCCGUGGUGAUGUACACCAUGCUGGUCCUCAUCGCUAUUUACACCUUCCAGUUCAGACCCGAUUCAGCGGAGAACAAAGACAGUUUCAAGGACCUGGGCCUUGAGAAGUUCUCAGUGGCUGAACUGUUCACCAGGAUCUUCAUCCCCACCUCCUUCCUUCUGGUGUGCAUCCUGCACCUGCAUUACUUCCACGACCGCUUCCUGCAGCUGACCGACCUGCAGGCGGUGGUGGCCAAAGAGGAAAGCACCAUCUACAGGCUGGCUCACCCUGAAGGUAGCCUGGCUGACCUCACCAUGCUCAGCGCCAGCUCUGCGGACGCUUCGCUGUCCCGGGGCAAGGAGGACGAGCAAGAGGCGCAGGGCGAGCGACUGGUGGUGGUGGCAGACGACUCGGCUUCUUCGACCGGUGGUACCAAACCCGGCAGCCUCUCCGACGCUAGGCAGUCCAGAACGGACGACAGCCAGCGCUUCAGCAUGGGCACCGAGCCGGAACCAAGCACCGAGCAGAGCUCCUCUGACCUGAAGAGCAAAUGGCACCUGGUGGUGGACCGGCUGGCCGUGCUCUUCCUCAAGUUCCUUGAGUACUUCCAUAAACUGCAGCUGUUCAUCUGGUGGCUACUGGAGAUCCACAUCAUCAAGAUUGUCUCCUGCUACAUUGUACUGGUCUCCAUCCGAGAGGUGUCAUUGCUCAACUACGUGUUUCUAGCGUCGUGGGCCUUUGCGCUGCCCUACAGUCAGUAUCGCCCCCUGGCAUCUAGCGUGUGCAGCGUCUGGACGUGCGUCAUCAUCGUUUGCAAGAUGUUGUACCAGCUCAAGUCCAUCAAGCCACUCACCUACUCCCAGAAGUGCACCAUGCCGGCGGCCUACACCACCAAGCAGGAGAAGGAAAUGGCGGGCUCUUUGCUGUACAGUGGUCUGGUGGAUCCUGCUAACUGGGUGGGCUUGCAUAAGACUGAUGACCUGCUGGGCUACAUCAGGCACAACCUCCUGAUCCUGGCUGUGCUGGCAUUUGAGGUGACCAUCUAUCGCCACCAGCAGUACUUCCGUCUGAGGAACAAGCUGUCACCUCCCGCUGCCCGUAUCAUCUUCCAUGACGUGACCCGCCAACACCUGGACGUGGGCAUCGUGUGCUUCAUUAAAUACUUCAUCAACUACUUCUUCUACAAGUUUGGACUGGAGACGUGCCUGCUGCUGGGCGUGAAUGUUAUUGGCCAGCGGAUGGACUUCUACGCCAUGCUGCACGCCUUCGCACUCAUUGUUGUCAUGUACCGGCGCCGCAGGAAGGCCAUUGCCGAGAUCUGGCCCAAGUACUGCUGCUUCCUGGCCUCCAUGCUCACCUUCCAGUACUUCGUCUGCAUCGGGAUCCCGCCCGCAGCCUGUAAAGACUAUCCCUGGAGAUUCCCGAGCUCCACGACCGACUCCAAGGUGGUCAAGUGGCUCUACGUUCCUGAUUUCCUCUCUAGGCCCAAUCCGUCCUUUCUCAUCUACGACUUCAUGCUGCUGCUGUGCGCCUCCAUGCAGAGGCAAGUGUUUGAUGAUGAGAACAAGGCAGCCGUGCGCAUCAUGGCCGGAGACAACGUCGAGAUCUGCAGGGACCUGGACGCUUCCUCCUUCAGCGUACAUAACCCCGUCCCCGACUUCCUCCACUGCAGGUCGUACCUGGACAUGCUGAAAGUGAUCAUGUUCAGCUACCUGUUCUGGUUCGUGCUGACCAUCAUCUUUAUUACGGGCACCACGCGCAUCAGCGUGUUCUGCAUGGGCUACCUGGUGGCGUGCUUCUACUUCCUGCUCUUUGGCGGCGAGCUCCUGCUUAAGCCCAUCAAGAAGAUCCUCCACUACUGGGACUUCCUCAUAGCCUACAACAUCUUUGUCAUCACCAUGAAGAACAUUUUGUCUAUCCUGGCUUGCGGCUACAUCAACUCUCUGAUCCCCAACAAGUGCUGGCUCAUUCAGCUCUUCAGCCUGGCUUGCACCAUCAAGGAAUACAACAUCAACACCAACCAGGAACAUCUCAAUGUCGACCAGCGGUGUGAGCUGCCCAGUGAUGAGGCGGGCAUCAUCUGGGAUAGCAUCUGCUUCGCCUUCCUGCUGCUGCAGCGGCGCGUCUUCAUGAGCUACUACUUCCUGCACGUGGUGGCCGACAUCAGAGCCUCGCAGAUCCUCGCCUCCAGGGGGGCAGAGCUUUUCCAGGCCACCAUCGUGAAGGCGGUGCGGGCGCGGCUGGAGGAGGAGCGCAAAUCUGUGGAGCAGCUGAAGCGACAGAUGGAGCGCAUUAAGGUGAGGCAGCAGAAGUUCAAGCGUGGCAAGGAGAAGAUGCUGAGUAUGGUGCAGGAGUCCACAGAAGGACAGACGCUUGCCCCGCCUCCUCCUGAAGAGGAGGACGAGGGAGCGCAGCGAGCCAAAGCCAAGACCAAAAAAAAGCACUGGUGGAGGCCGUGGGUUGACCAUGCUUCCAUGGUGAGAAGCGGCGAGUAUUACUUGUUUGAAACUGACAGCGAGGAAGAGGAGGAGGAGGAGGAUUUGAAAGACGAGGAGCCGCUGAGGAGGUCUGCCUUCCAGUUCCUCUAUCACACGUGGAUCAAAGACCCCAAAGCGGCCCUGAAGGCAAGAGCCAAGGAGAAACGCAAGUUCUGGAAGAAAUACACCAAAGGAGUUCGACACAAGAAGAACAAAAAGGAGGCAGCUCACAUUGGCAUCGAGGUGGACGAGCUUUCUGACAGCCAAGUACAAGACGAUAACAACUCUGGUCCUGACAACAUCUUCAAGCGUGUUUACAACAUCAUCAAGUUCACGUGGGUGCUGCUGCAGACCACCGUGGACAGUUUCACUCGCUGGAUGAACGAAGUGUGCCGGGAGUACAUCGACAUCUCCACCGUGCUGCGCAUCGAGCGCUGCAUGCUCACCAGGGAGGUCAAGAAGGGCAAUGUGCCAUCCAGGGACAGCAUUCAUGUGUACUACCAGAAGGCCAUGCGACUCAACAUGUCGCGGCAGGCCAGCGUGGACUUGCUCAGCGAGGACGAGUCGGCUGGGGACUCGUCGAGAGUCCGGCGGCGGGGGAAAGGGUACCACAUGGAGAGUCAGGCCUCCACAGCCUCCAGGGACAGCAUCUCAAGCGCCUACACCGAGGCCACCACCCUGUUUUCCCGUCAGUCCACGCUGGAGGACCUGGACGGGAUGCCUGAGUGCAUUCCCAAAACCAGCGAACGAGCACGGCCCAAACUGCGCAAGAUUUAUGGCCUGGACGUAUCCAACUCGUCUAUGGACAGCGGCAGCAGCUUCGUGUCCAGACAGGGCACAACGGAAACCAUAGAAGAAGAAGUGGAGGACAAUCGGGUUCAUCGGGAGGAAGGGCGACGUCUUCCUCCGAAGUCCCAGGACCUGGAGGAGCCUGGGGACGAGAGUGGAGCCUGUGGCGGAUCCGAUGCGGAUCCCCAGGAAGUUGAAGAGGAAAUGCAAGACGGACAGGAAGCAGAAUGCAAUGAGGGGUGUGUUGUCUUCCAUGGUGGACAGAAAGUAGAACGUGAGGAGAAGAGCAUCAUCUGGGGGUCUUUCAGCCAAGAGGAAGUGCCCUCUCACCGGCUCCAGGAGGACACCAUCUGUGAGAGUGAGGAUGGAGGAGGGGAAGGAGGAGGUCAGAGGGACUUUCCGCAGGCCGGAGGCCACACUGGGGGUCUCCUGUGCACCCCUGACACAGAUGCCUCCAAGACGUCAGACGGCGAUGUGCCGCCCAGCUACAGCAAAGCAGUCAGCUUCGACCGGUUGGAGGUAAGCGACGAUGACACCGACGCGGGCAGGAGACGGCGGCAUAUGCUCAUGACCUCAGACAGCCGCUCGGACAGCAGGUCUGAUAUUAUGCUGCCCUCCAUGACCACUGAGUUGACCGCCAGCGAGCUGCUGCUCAACAAAAUGUUCUAUGACGAGGAGCUGGACCAGUCGGAGAAGUUCUACCAGAGCCAGCCACUGGUGCUGCAGCUGUGCUAUGCCCUCUACAACAUGCUGGUAGCACACUCUGAGAUGGUUUGCUUCCUGGUCAUCAUCAUCAACCACAUGGUGUCGGCCAACUUCGCCACGCUGGUACUGCCCGUCACCAUCUUCCUGUGGGCCAUGCUGUCGGUGCCACGGCCCAGUAAGCGCUACUGGAUGACCGCCAUCGUCUACACCGAGGUCACCAUCGUGAUCAAGUACUUCUUCCAGUUCGGGUUCUUUCCCUUCAACCAGAACAAGAUUGAGAAGGACAACCCAUACCACCCGCCUAACAUUAUCGGUGUGGAGAAAAAGAAUGGCUACGUCCACUACGACCUGGUCCAGCUCCUGGCACUCUUCUUCCACAGGUCCAUCCUCAAGUGCCACGGCCUGUGGGACGAGGACGACCCUAAGGAGAAGAGGGAGGCGUCCCAUCAGAGCGAGUCGGAAGAUGAGGGGACUCCCAGAGACGAGAGCGAGAGGGAGUCAGAAGCCGGCUCUGCCGCCAGCACCACCGCCUCCUCGGGGGUACGUGAGUGGCGGGGCUCCACACAGACAUUAGGCUCCAUCAACUUCGGCACCUCAAUGGACUCGGGUCAUGUGCAGCUGCAUCACCCGCAGCAGCCCACCUACCAGCGGCGCACAAGCUCCAGCGGGGGUUCGCAUGUCUUGCACCGAUCCCUGCACUCAUCCGCCCGAGCCAAACGCGGAAGUGUCACAUCCUGCAGCAGCAGCCACAAGGAUGGCAGCGAAGCCAGCGUUCAUAAGAAGACCAAGAAGCAGAUGAUCCUGGAGAAGCUGAAGGAGCAGCUCUUCAAGGCCAGAGCAUACACUGUCAAGAAGUUCAUGGAGUUCUACGUACCCAUGCGUCAGUUCUUCUACGACCUCAUCCAUCCCGAGUACAGCGCUGUGACCGACGUCUAUGUGCUCAUGUUCCUCGCCGACACUGUUGACUUCAUUAUCAUCGUCUUCGGCUUUUGGGCUUUUGGUAAACACUCGGCGGCAGACAUCACUUCGUCCCUUUCAGAGGAUCAGGUCCCCGGACCUUUUUUGGUCAUGGUCCUCAUCCAGUUUGGGACUAUGGUAGUGGACCGGGCCCUCUACUUGCGCAAGUCUGUCAUGGGCAAGGUCAUCUUCCAGGUCUUCCUAGUGUUCGGCAUCCACUUCUGGAUGUUCUUCAUCCUGCCGGGAGUCACCGAGAAGCGUUUCAACAAGAACAAUGUGGCACAGAUGUGGUAUUUUGUCAAGUGCAUCUACUUCGGGUUGUCGGCCUAUCAGAUCCGCUGCGGUUAUCCCACCCGCGUGUUGGGCAACUUCCUCACUAAGAGCUACAAUUAUGUCAACCUCUUCCUCUUCCAAGGGUUCCGUCUGGUUCCGUUCCUGACCGAGCUGCGUGCCGUGAUGGACUGGGUGUGGACGGACACGUCGCUGUCUCUGUCCAGCUGGAUCUGCGUGGAGGACAUAUAUGCGCACAUCUUCAUCCUCAAAUGCUGGCGAGAGUCGGAGAAGAGAUACCCUCAGCCCCGAGGCCAGAAGAAGAAGAAGGUGGUGAAGUACGGCAUGGGUGGGAUGAUAGUGAUGCUGCUCAUCUGCAUCGUGUGGUUCCCGCUGCUCUUCAUGUCGCUCGUCAAGUCUGUGGCCGGCGUGAUGAACCCGCCUCUGGACGUCUCCUUCGAGAUCACGCUGGCCGGCUUCCAGCCCAUCUUUACCAUGAGUGCUCAGCAGAAACAACUGCAGGGCGUCUCGCAAAAAGACUUUACCAAUUUUGUCAAACUGUACAAUGACGACGAGGCAGCGCUGGAGUGGCUUGGGGGCUACACGCCGGGCGACCUGGUGAUCGCCGAGCUGAAGGGCAGCUCCAACUCUCUGUGGACCAUCAGCCCCCCGAGCAGGAAGACCCUCAUUGACAUGCUGACCCUGGACGAGGACUUCCCCAUCACCGUGUCCUGGUCUGUGCAGCGCAACCUCAGCUUGGGAGCCAAGGCCGAGACGGCGUCCGGCAAACGGGUGACCAAUCUGGGCGAGGACACCAAGAAGGAGCUCGUGCUGCUGCUCAGCGGAAACGACAGCCGCUCGCACGUGACGCUCCAAAACAUCUUCCCGCGCUACAUCAGAGCCCCAAGCGAUUCAGACGCCAAGCCCGUCGAGCAAUUGUAUAAAGACAAGAUGAUGCUGAACAUCAGCCUGAGCCUGCAUCAAGUGAAGACGGCCAAAUGUCAGCUCCAGGAGUGGUGGAUCGUCAACCAGAUGGAACGCGGCCCCAUCGAGAAGAGUCAGAACCACGACGCCUGCCUGGAGCUCUACGUCUUCAGCGACCAAGUCAGCCCGCCCAGCCUCGGCUUCCUGGCCGGAUACGGGAUUAUGGGCCUGUACGCAUCGGUGGUGCUGGUGAUCGGCAAGUUCGUGCGCGAGUUCUUCAGCGGCAUCUCGCACACCAUCAUGUUCGAGGAGCUGCCCAACGUGGACCGCAUCCUUAAGCUGUGCACCGACAUCUUCCUAGUGCGCGAGACGGGCGAGCUGGACUUGGAGGAGGACAUGUACGCCAAGCUCAUCUUCCUCUACCGCUCGCCAGAGACCAUGAUCAAGUGGACGCGUGAGAAGACCCAGUGAGUUUUUUUUUUCUACACGCUCACCCGCCCGCCGCACUUUUUCCUGACUUUUUGAGCACAAAUUUUGCUGGUGCUGCUGUCGGCGGACGAAACGAAGACUUUUCCUGACAUCGUACAGUGUAAAAAGUUCCCAUCUCCGAAGACUUAAAAAAAAAAAAAAUGCUCUAGCAAGGACCCCAAAAAGGGCUUCCCACACCAAAUGAGCACAAUUCUUCUUCUCCGAUUGGAAUGCUUGGAACAGGGGACCGUGCAAUACUGAUGUGGACAGGUGCAACACAUGAACGCCCAAAAAAAAAAAAAAAAAAAAAGUUGUUUUGUUAUUUGGGAGAACCACGUCUUCACGUUUGAUUUGUUUUUGAGGUCUUACUACAUGUACGCGUUUCUCAGGAAGCGCUUUUCUCACACAAAUUCAGUCGGUGUGAUCACAUAACAGAUUCAAAAUUCCACUUGAAAGGACAACAUUUCCGACAAACAACAAAAACAAGGGAAAACAAUCUUUGUGUUUCUGCUGACAGUGGAAAAAAGCACAAACAACAACAACACACAAACUCAGUGAUUAUGACAUUGGACAACAACAAUAAAAAGAUUAUUAUUAUUAUUAUUGGAGGUAUUUUUUUACCUCCAAAAACAUUUUUUUUGGGGGGGUGGGGGGGGGGGUUCUUCAAACUUUGUGAUAUUUUCAUUAGAGAGUAACAACCAAAGAUGCUUCAUCUUUGUGUUUGGGAUAAAAACCAUAAUAAUGAAAAAAAUGGAGAUAACCAAAAGACAAAAAUAUUCAUACAGAAUAUCAGAAGCUAUUCAUAUAUUGUUCAUGUUGUUUUUUGGGUUAUAUAUGUCCAAUUUUAUGAGUUUUUAUUUUUAUUUUAACUGACCCAAAAAAAAUCUGAAUUUAUUUGUGUUUCAGCUAAAAUGUUUUAAAAACAUUUGUUUUGGUUUUUAAUAACACUCACAAAAUGUUGUGGGAAGAAAUAUAAACUGACAAAAUUUGGAUACAGUGCAAGUUUUUUUGUUUUUUUUCCCCCAAAACACAAGAGCAGAUGUUUUUGGAUUUCUUCCAGAUUUUUAUUAGGGGGAAACAACCCCAAAACCACAAUGAAAAAAACACAUGUGAAAAUGAAAAAUAAUCACAAUGAAAAUUGCCUCAAAAUAAGAUUUUUUUUUUCGUUGUUUAUUUCAACAUUUUGGGAGAUUUUUAUUUAAGCAAAGCAACUUGCAAAACUAUGACAAAUCAAACUUAAUUUUUUUAUCUUGAAAUACAAUACUUUUUUGGGGUUGUCUCUCCAAAUUAUAAGAUUUGUAUUCGAGUAACAACCGAAAAACAAUUUUUAGUGUCCUUUGGUAUUUAAAAAAAAAAUAAAAUCACAAAAUGUGGAAAUUAAUUAUAAAUAUUUAAUACAGUGAAAAAGGAUUGUGAUUUUUAUUUAAAUCUCUGAACCACAAAGAAACAAAUAUUUGUUUGCUCUUUUGUUUUUUUCUCAAAUUUUGUUUUAGUAUUAUUAGAGAAAAACAAAAAAACUGCAGUAAAACAAUGAUUUGUGUUUCGGAAUAUAUAAAAUAUAGAUGGAACACAUGAAGGACCAUUUUUAUUUGGGUUCUUCUUCUUGUUCAUAGCAAAAUUGCCUAAGUCAUUUUUAACUUCAAUCAAUUAAAAAAAUAGUUUUGUCUUGUUUUUUGAAAAACUUCAAAUAUGACUUGGGCAACUAUGCUAGUAGGCUAACGAUUUGCUUAGAUGUUUUUUUUUUUUUUUACUUAACACACCAUUUAGGUAGCGCUCUUUUCAAACCCGGAUUCAUUGUAUGUAUUACGAUACGUUGGCUCCAACUUGAUUAGAACUAUUUAAUAGUACGGCAUGCCACGUACUUAACGUUUAUUGCACAAGCGACAUAGAGUGGCAACCCGCCGGGGGUACGGGAAAAAAAUGAGAUUUAAUUGCCAAUCGAUCACUUUGCAGUUUCCUAAUCAGAGUGAGAUGAGCAGGAAGUUCCCUGGCGCUCGCUUAUUGCGGGUGAGGGGUUAAAAAAAAGCAAAAAAAAAAAACUAUGCAUUAGAGGACAUUGUAGCAUGAGAGAAGCACUUCAUUAUUGUUAAUUUUUAUUGCAAAUGCAUAAGAGGACGUAAUACAAGUGUGAAAUGUGAACGUGUAUGAUAAUAAAGGCUGUGAUGGAGGUCAUCAAUAAAAAAGCAAAAACAAAA